CAGAGAUCGAUGGGCAGUGGCCCAGAGGAGGGGCUUCUGCGGCAGCUGAGCCAGUUGGACCAUGAUGCAGGUGAGCAGGGUCUGAGAGCUAGGAGCUGGGGAAGAGGGGAGCCUCCACAGGGCAGGACCCACCCUCUGACUGCCCAUUGCCCACAGAGCUCCGAGGACGCUGAUGCCACCAGGCCCCUGGCUGCGCGCCUGGAGGAGCAGCUGCUGGAGGGGGAGAAGCAGCUACCCAGUGCUGGGCAGGGCCCCUUCUUCUACAUCGGGGGCACCAACGGGGCCUCCAUAAUCAGCGCCUACUGCAGGAGCAAAGGCUGGCAUCGCACCCAGGACAGCCGGCGGGAGGACUACAAGCUCAAGUGGUGCGAGGUCAAGUGCCGGGACACUUACUGCAGCUUUCGGGAAGGUGAACAGCUCCUCUACCAGCUCCCCAACAACAAGCUGCUCACAACCAAGAUAGGGCUGCUCAGUGCCCUAAGGGAGUACUCGCGGGUCGUGAAUAAGAUCAACAAGACAUCUCAGUCCAACCAAGCCAAGAUCCUGAGAAUGGAAGAGUUUUUCCCAGAGACCUACCGCCUGGACAUCAGGGAUGAGCGAGAGGCCUUCUUCGCCCUGUUUGAUGAGACACAGACCUGGAUCUGCAAGCCCACAGCCUCCAACCAGGGCAAGGGCAUCUUUCUGCUCAGGAACCAGGAGGAGGUAGCCGCCCUCCAGGCCAAGACGCAGAGCAUCGAGGAUGACCCUGUCUACCGCAAGAUGCCAUUCCGGGCGCCUCAGGCUCGGGUUGUUCAGAGGUACAUCCGGAACCCACUGCUGCUGGACGGGAAGAAGUUUGACGUGCGUUCGUACCUGCUUAUCGCCUGCGCCAUGCCCUACAUGGUCUUCUUUGGCCACGGCUACGCCCGCCUCACCCUCGGGCUCUACGACCCCCACUCCAACGACCUCAGUGGCCACUUGACCAACCAGUUCAUGCAGAAGAAGAGCCCCCUCUACGUGCUGCUCAAAGAGGACACGGUGUGGAGCAUGGAGCACCUCAAUCGCUACAUCAACGACAAGUUUAGGAAAACCAAGGGCCUCCCCAGAGACUGGGUCUUCACCACCUUCACGAAGCGGAUGCAGCAGAUCAUGGCCCACUGCUUCCUGGCGGUCAAGUCCAAGCUGGAGUGCAAGCUAGGCUACUUCGACCUCAUUGGCUGUGACUUCCUGAUCGAUGAGAACUUCAAGGUGUGGCUGCUGGAAAUGAACUCCAACCCUGCCCUGCACACCAACUGUGAGGUCCUGAAGGAAGUGAUCCCGGGUGUGGUCGUGGAGACCCUGGGUGAGCCCCUAUGGAGGAGCCCCCUCCACACCUUCAGGGCCCUCAACCCCUGGCCACAGCCCCAAGCACAGAUCUCCACAAACCCGGGCCCUCCAACAUAGAAGGGCCUACCUAG
Molecule: messenger RNA, 1436 nt
Organism: Loxodonta africana (African savanna elephant)
Lineage: Eukaryota; Metazoa; Chordata; Mammalia; Proboscidea; Elephantidae
Gene: TTLL10
Product: tubulin tyrosine ligase like 10
Biological process (GO): protein polyglycylation
Molecular function (GO): protein-glycine ligase activity, elongating
Source: RefSeq, a predicted model, not a curated record